Molecule: messenger RNA, 1304 nt
Organism: Gallus gallus (chicken)
Lineage: Eukaryota; Metazoa; Chordata; Aves; Galliformes; Phasianidae
Gene: HSD17B3
Product: hydroxysteroid 17-beta dehydrogenase 3
Exons: 11
Coding region: 47-979 (310 amino acids)
Cellular component (GO): endoplasmic reticulum
Molecular function (GO): oxidoreductase activity
Source: RefSeq, a predicted model, not a curated record
AGGGAGAGUGUUACUGUUGCACAGUAGCUUGCUGCUUUUUCUUGCCAUGGAAGACUUCCAGCAUCAGCUGCUCAUUGUUACUGGGGCACUGAUCUGUUUCUCUGCUCUGCUUAAAUGCAUCAGAUUUAUGAAAUAUACUUUUCCACAUGUUUGGAGUGCUUUGCCUCAGGCUUUCUUCCGGUCGCUGGGAGAAUGGGCAGUGGUCACAGGAGCAGGAGAUGGGCUUGGAAAAGCAUAUUCCUUUGAGCUGGCAAAACGCGGGCUAAAUAUUGUUAUGAUAAGUAGAACUCUUGAGAAGCUGCAGAGAGUGGCCAAUGAAAUUGAGCAGGCCACAGGUCAAAAGGUGAAGGUUAUACAAGCUGAUUUCACUAGAAAUUCAGUAUACAAGAACAUUGAAAAAGAUCUGGAAGGCUUGGAAAUUGGUGUUUUGGUUAACAAUGUUGGAAUGCUUCAUAAUCCUCUUCCAUGCCGUUUCCUUAACGCACCAGAUGUAGAUGAGAACCUUGUCAACUGUAACAUUAUUUCUGUUACAAAGAUGACACAAAUAAUUUUGAAACAAAUGGAACUGAGACAGAAAGGUCUGAUUCUGAACCUGUCCUCUGGUCUGGGUACUUUCCCUUGUCCACUAUACACAAUAUACUCAGCAUCGAAGGCUUUUAUAUGCACUUUCUCCAAAGCACUGCAAGCAGAGUAUAAAGAAAAGGGAAUUAUCAUACAGGUAGUGGCUCCUUAUGGCAUCUCUACUCCAAUGACAAUGCACCAAAAACCCGGUCUUAUUACAAAGACUGCAGAAGAGUUUGUUAGUGAAUCACUGCAUUACGUCACUUUCGGAGAUGAGAUUUUUGGAUGUUUAGCCCAUGAACUACUGGCAUGUGUUCUGCAGCUUGUUCCUUUAUGGGUACUCCACAGUGACAGGCUUCAAGAAGUAGCCCUGCAGGCAUUUACCAGUUAUCUUAAGAAGAGAUGGAGGAAGUCCUAAGUCUUUUUUUUUUUUUUUUUUUUUUUUAAUGAUGAUGAUGAUGUGUAAUGGGAAACUCCAACAGGAAGCAUUUAACCAUGGCUCUGUGUAUGUGGAAAAAAAAUCUAAUCAGAUGGAAGCACAUCUCCAUGCAAAUCACAAAUCAAAAGAUAAUUGACUUGAUUAAGCGAAUUCAUUACUGUCACUUUCCAGUGACUUCUGUGCUUUAGAUAGUUUCUAUUAAGUGUUUCUGCUACUCUUACUAUUUUAACAUGAGCUUGGAGGCCACAGACAUUUAUGCUUUUUUGAUCUUCACAAAUAAAGCAAUAAUUUGCUUUGUUCCCAA